Ambispora gerdemannii is the source of this 267-nucleotide messenger RNA. The record is from the annotation of a GenBank genome assembly. NCBI's taxonomy places the organism in Eukaryota, Fungi, Glomeromycota, Glomeromycetes, Archaeosporales, Ambisporaceae.
AUGCAACAACCACCUAUUCAGCAACAGCAACAACAAACCAGUUCACCUACAGAAUUCUUGAAUAAUGUAAUUGGAAGACCAGUACUUGUGAAAUUGAAUUCUGGUGUUGACUACCGAGGUAUUCUUUCUUGUCUCGAUGGGUAUAUGAACAUUGCAUUAGAACAGACUGAAGAAUACGUCAAUGGACAGCUCAAAAAUAGAUAUGGGGAUGCCUUUAUUCGAGGGAAUAAUGUUUUAUACAUCAGCGCGACUAAACUUCGAGAAUAG